This is a messenger RNA of Hemicordylus capensis (graceful crag lizard), 3827 nucleotides long. RefSeq names its product protein kinase C eta (gene PRKCH). Lineage: Eukaryota; Metazoa; Chordata; Lepidosauria; Squamata; Cordylidae. The transcript is spliced from 14 exons. The coding region runs from base 4 to 2040 and encodes 678 amino acids. The record is from RefSeq and is a predicted model, not a curated record. Gene Ontology annotation, biological process: protein phosphorylation. Gene Ontology annotation, molecular function: diacylglycerol-dependent serine/threonine kinase activity; ATP binding.
GGCAUGAAGUUCAACGGGUACAUGAAGGUGCGCAUCGGCGAGGCCGUGGGGCUGCAGCCCACCCGCUGGUCCCUCCGGCACUCCCUCUUCAAGAAGGGCCACCAGCUGUUGGACCCCUACAUCACGGUGAGCGUGGACCAGGUGCGGGUGGGGCAGACCAGCACCAAGCAGAAGACCAACAAGCCGACCUUCAACGAGGAGUUCGGCACCCCUGUCACGGACGGCUGCCAGCUGGAGCUGGCCGUCUUUCACGGCACCCCCAUCGGCUACGAUGACUUUGUGGCCAACUGCACCGUCCGCUUCCACGAGCUCCUGCAGGGCACCGGGUCGUCCGACAGCUUCGAAGGCUGGGUGGACUUAGAACCAGAAGGGAAAGUGUUUGUAGCCAUUACACUCUCGGGCAGCUUCACCGAAGGAACCCUCCAGAGGGACCGGAUUUUUAAAAACUUUACCCGGAAACGCCAACGGGCGAUGCGCAGGCGGGUUCACCAAGUCAACGGACACAAGUUUAUGGCCACCUAUCUGCGGCAACCUACGUACUGCUCACACUGCCGGGAAUUUAUCUGGGGAGUAUUUGGGAAGCAGGGAUACCAGUGCCAAGUUUGCACUUGUGUUGUGCACAAGCGUUGCCACCAUCUCAUUGUCACCGCUUGCACAUGCCAGAACAAUAGUAGCAAGGUGGACAAGAAGAUUUCCGAGCAGAGAUUUGGAAUCAACCUCCCACACAAGUUCAGGAUCCAUAAUUAUAAAGUGCCAACGUUCUGCGACCACUGCGGCUCCUUGCUCUGGGGGAUCAUGCGGCAGGGCCUGCAGUGUAAAAUGUGUAAAAUUAAUGUGCAUAUACGAUGUGAAGCUAAUGUAGCCCCCAACUGUGGGGUGAAUGCAGCAGAACUGGCCAAGACUCUGGCAUGUAUGGGGCUGCAACCUGGAAAUAUUUCUCCAAAUGGGAAAGUCAUCUCAAGGUCGACACUGAGGCGCCAGAAAAAAGAGAGUGUGAAAGAAGCCAACAGUGCGGCAGAAGUUUCGGCAAGCAGGCUCAAGAUUGAGGACUUGCUAUUCAUCAGAGUCCUAGGAAAGGGCAGUUUUGGAAAGGUGAUGUUGGCCAAAACAAAAGAGACAGGCUAUCUUUAUGCCAUCAAAGUGCUGAAGAAAGAUGUGAUUCUCCAAGACGAUGAUGUGGAGUGCACCAUGACGGAGAAACGGAUCCUGGCCCUGGCAAGGAACCACCCGUUCCUCACCCAGCUUUUCUGCUGCUUUCAGACGCCAGAUCGCCUCUUCUUCGUCAUGGAAUUUGUGAAUGGAGGAGACCUGAUGUUCCACAUCCAGAAAUCCCGCCGCUUUGAUGAAGCCCGAGCCCGGUUCUACGCUGCAGAGAUCAUUUCAGCCCUCAUGUUCCUCCACGAGAAGGGCAUCAUUUACAGGGACCUGAAGCUGGACAACGUGUUGCUGGAUCAUGAAGGCCACUGCAAGCUGGCAGAUUUCGGGAUGUGCAAAGAAGGGAUCUACGAUGGGAUCACCACGGCAACGUUCUGUGGAACACCUGACUACAUUGCCCCCGAGAUCUUGCAGGAGAUGCUCUAUGGUCCUGACGUGGACUGGUGGGCAAUGGGAGUAUUACUCUAUGAGAUGCUCUGUGGCCACGCCCCCUUUGAAGCCGAAAAUGAGGACGACCUCUUUGAAGCCAUCCUCAAUGAUGAAAUAGUCUACCCAACCUGGCUUCCAGAAGAUGCAGUGGCGAUCCUGAAAGCUUUCAUGACAAAGAACCCCAAAAUGCGCUUAGGCAGUAGUGCCUUCGGUGGGGAGAAUGCUAUCCUUCUGCACCCAUACUUUAAGGAACUGGAUUGGGACCUGCUGAACCAACGCCAGAUAGAGCCCCCUUUCCGGCCUCGAAUUAAAUCAAAAGAAGAUGUGAGCAACUUUGAUCCCGAAUUCUUAAAAGAAGAGCCGAUUCUAACUCCUAUUGAAGACGGAAUUCUUUCCAUGAUCAACCAAGAGGAAUUUAGAAACUUUUCUUAUACAGACCCAGAGUUGGAAUCAUAACCACUUCUGGGGAAAACAUUGCAACUGGUCCCUCCACCCGAGGGGGAAGAACUGCAUUUUAGGAUUUCUUGGAAAUGUGUUCAUGGGAAUGUCCAACAGGCAGGCUGAUAUUACUCAUCAAAAGCAAGAGGAGCACAAAUAAUUUAAUGCAGAAGUGUGGAGUCUGCCUUGGAAUUUUUGAAGCAUCAAGGACAAAUAUUUAUAGCAAGGCAACAAAUCCACUUUUGUAAAUGGAUGAUGUGGAAAAGAGGAAUUAAUUUGGACUUGUUGGCUUGGGACAGCUGCUGAAAGUUAAAUUUUGCAGUGAGUCUGAGGAGUUGCUGGAAGGAUGAAACCAGCCUUGAGCCAAACGGAUCUUUAGGCAGCACUGACGUCUCUGGAAUGCACCUUCAGGAAACAGGGAAGCCAAGGAGGCAGUGCCCACUGAGGAGGCUGGACUGUUAUCAGGGAAACGUUAUACAUGGUGCCACUUUGCUUGGAAAACAUAUAUACAUUUCCCCCUCCCUAUUGGCAAGUGAGCAUCUUUGAAACUUGCUGGGCUUCCAUUUGGAAAUACUUCAUGUAAAUCUAACAGAAGCCAAAAAUAAAAAAUAGUAUAGACAAGGAAUCUGUUCAACGUAGAGGCCCCAAUCCAUCCCUAGUUGUGCUUUGUUGUGUGCAGCUUCUGGCCACAGAUGUGUUGGGAUCAUUCAUGUCUGGAUGUGUCAUGCAUCCACUCAUUAAAUGUGCACAUACAUCAGGUGUGUGCGUGUGUGUGUGUGUGUGUGUGUGUGUGUGUGUGUGUGUGUGUGUGAGAGAGAGAGAGAGAGAGCGAGAGAGAGAGAGAGAGAGAGAGAGAGAGAGAGAGAGAGAGAGAGAGAGAGCGCACUGUAAGAUAUUCCCACUAGGGGAUGGAGCUGCUCUGGGAAGAGCAGAAGGUUCCAAGUUCUCUCCCUGGCUUCUCCAAGAUAGGGCUGAGAGAGGUUCCUGCCUGCAACCUUGGAGAAGCCGCUGUCAGUCUGUGAAGACAAUACUGAGCUAGAUAGACCAAGGGUCUGACUCAGUAUAUGGCAGCUUCCUAUGUUCCUAUGAGAGAGAGAGAGAGAUAGAGAGAGAUCGCUCUUCCUUGCUGGAUUGGAGUGCAAGUCUUUCAGAACUGAUUCCAUCCACCUGCUACCUCUGUGUGUUAGGAUAAACUAGACAGGUAAAAAAAUGCAUCAUCGCAUUUCCAUUGCUUAAAAAAAAUGGAUUACAGCCACAGGAUCUCCCAGUCUGAAUAAGACCAUGUUGAAGGGGGGAUUUAACCUCUUUGCCCUGUACCAUUGCACACAAAAAUCACUCUCCAAGCUGCUCUUUGCCCUUGGAAGGGGAAAAAAUGGGUUCAAAUAAUAGUAAUAGCUAGGGCAAAUAUCAGUUUUAUGGAUAUCGUGGGGGUGAUUUUCUCCAGGAAAAGAGUUGAAACCAUCUCCCCUAUGGUAGCAAUCCAGCUGAAAUGUUCUUAAACACAGUUUAAAGAAACAGAAAUGAGAGAAUGCAUUUUGUAUCUCAUCUAGUUUGAGCCUUGCUAUUUGUGAGAUGAGGCAAACUUUAUUUCCUGCAUUUUGUGAAAUGCUGAGAUGACCUAGGACUUGUUUCUUCUUUUCUUUUUUCUCCUCCCUCCACCUUUUUUCUUUUUUGCAUUCUCGUUGCUCCUUCCCUGUUUUAAACUGAAUGUGUACAACUGUCUCUGCCUUUUACCUCAAUUGGAUUUUACUCUGAGUCUCUUUACCAAAACUGAUAUUCUACUGAGGGCUCCAAUUGCUUAUUAA